CCGCCUACGGCGAGCGACGAGCGGCACAUCGAGCCGGCGCCGGGGAAAGGCGAAGCGCGACCCUGCCCUGCCAUGGAGAGUCGGGGGCUGGGCAAACUCAUAUGAUAUUGGAUCUCCUGCGAGUGAACCACCGAGUUUCAAAGUCAAGAUGUCCGAGCUUGACUCUGCACAGGCUGGCAGUGAAACACCCGGGGCUCAGUCUUCAGCAACUGCAGACAAGCCAACAGACACUACGUGUGAAAUAUCAGAGCAGCCAAGGGUGUACGAAGACCCCUUUGAAGUCUCCGUUAAGUACAUGGAGAAACACAAUAUUCUGCAGAUAUUUCGGGACAUCACAGAAAAACUGGUGUACCACAAGCCCGAUGACCCCUUGCAGUUCAUAUUGCAGCAGGUGCAGUCUAUGAUAGAUGCCAGGCAGGCAGAAAUGGAGGGAAGAUUGGAGGAGAAUGAAGAUGCAGAGGAGUUUAUGGAAGAGAUCUUGUACCCUCCUUUUGGCUCCUACUGACUUUGCUAUUGUGGUAUUGCAUGGGGCCGCAACAGCACUAUGCUUUUCUAGUCACUGAUUGUAACUUGGAAUACGUCUGCUUGUACCUCUGUUUCCUGAUUUUUCUAUUCUGUAUGUUUGUUCUUCCCCUUGGGUUUAAAUUCCGCAACCAAGUAUUGAUUUUGAUGCAAAAAACUCAAAUCUUAAAGUGUGCAUGGACCUGCAUGCACAUAUGCACACCUUGAAGAAGCGGGUCUGCUGAACUCCUGUUUGUGCAUACAAAUGCAUAAAUCCCACAGUUAGGCUACCCCUAGACUCUGCUUUUCCAUGCAGAGAAACCUCACAGCUCAGACAAUGCAAGCACAAAACCAAGUAGAAUUAAAAAGCAGCCCUGGAUGACCCACAGUCCUCUGUUUUUUCAUGCUGCAUCAGUGGCUUACUGUUUCCAGCUAUGCAGCAGUGCCUAUACCCAUUUAAUACUUUGAGAGGUUGGGUCUGUGGCUUUCCCACUGCCCCCAGAGCUGUUCUGAUGCAAGAACUGUCUCUCUGCUAUUGCGGGUUGCCCUGCUUGUAUUAUUGCAAGUACAGUGUAUAUUUUGAUAAGCAGAACAGUAAAAUAAUAGUUGAACCCACCCUCUGUGACUUCAGAAGACAUUGUCACUUAGGAAUGUGGGAGGUGAACAAAACUAAACAAACCAAAACCAACCACUGGUAGCCCAGGAAAUUCAGAGUCAAGGUACACUUUGCAAACACGCCAUUUGAACUGCUUUUGAUUCUCAAAACACUUAUAAUCCUCAUUUCAUAUUAUCCAAGUGUCUGUUUCCACCCUGUCUUUCAUUUUCUUGUCUUGUGCCUGAAGAUUACUGAAAAUGUGCAACAGAGCAUGCUGUUAUUUUGACUUCAUUUAAUGUGUAUGUGCAGUAGAUGCCAGAAAGUUUUUUGUCACAACAGACUUUUCUCUUUUUUAGGCAAGUGCUCUAAUUUCAUGAUAGAUGGUAAUGUAUUCCCAAAUGACUGUCUCUGUGGCUAUGAAGAGAGCACCAUAGAAACUUAUCUUCCAUCUAUCUAUUUUCAUCUAAAAGUCUGAUGAUUAGGUUGUGUGAUACUCCACUGCAGAGCUCAGGCCCAAAAAGUUUGGGAAUAACGGAGGGAGGUAUUUGGCACACAAAUUCUGUGGCUGAGAAGAGUUGCCUUUCUAUCUAAGGUUCUCAAAAGAGAUCAGUUAACUCAUGUGUUUCCAGGUUAAAGGUAGGUCAGCGCCCUUGUCAUUCAUAGGGCAGGAAGACUUUCAAGUUUAUUUUAAGCCUAAAUAUGGCUAAAGAUUCAGAUAAAAUCUUCAUGGGUUUUAUAAGAGUUUUGAUGUAGACGUAGGCAUCUAGGUCCCACUGAAGAAGUGAGAUGCUUUUGAAAGUCCUACUUAUCUGCAGCAACUGGAAGAAUUGGACACUUAAUGAAACAGAAAGCCUGAUUGGCUUUCAGCCUGAUAUAUUUUUGAUCAAGAAUUUAUAAGCAGCCUUGUGCCUAGGUGCCUUGUGAAUGUACGAGAAGUGCCAAUGCAGCUCUGUGAAACAGGAAAUGCAUGGAAUAUGAAGAUAGUGGCUGAAGCCUUUUCAUCUCUUUCAUCACUUGUUAGCAUGUUUUCCCAAGAGACAGAGAAAUUGGCAUUUUGUUGUAGAACAGGAUUAGGGUGCUUUUGAGUAUAGCCUUAGCUGUAAAUUUCCUGCUUCUGUCAUUUGUUUUUUGUAUUUUGUUGUUCUCUUUUACUUACAAAAAACUUCUGACUUGUAACACUUGAGGUGUAUGCCCUCAACUUCGUGUCAGCAUUAAGGAAGUUACGCAAGGACAGAUCCUUAAUUUCUCUGUCAGGUAAAUUGAAGUGAGCUGGAAAGUAGACCUCUUACAGAUGACAGAAGUUUUGCAAGACAGGCCCUACCCAGUGUUCCUCAGCAAUCUCAGGACCAAAUUUUUCCUUUGGUGGCCUGGCCACCUUAUUUCACGCUAAGAAAGUUGCUGUGUGGUAGCAAGAAGUCUUCCCCAAUGGACAUAAGAGAGAGCACAGCUGUCUCUCCUGUUUCUCAGGACCGAGGUCCCUCUCCUUUGAGGAGCAGCAGUUGUAUAAUAAUGAAUGAGGCUGUACUCAGUGUGGGCCUGGAGCUGGCAUGUGUAAAUGGCAAGAGACCAUGGAGGGCAGUAGGCCAAGGACAAUCCUUCAACUUCCACAGGCUUAGGGGGGAGUUGAUGAGCUCUGAACAAGGACUUUGACCAGAAAUCUUGGGGAACUCAUCAUGAACAGAGGAGAAAUUUCACUUCUCCUCAAGCCUCUCAGAUGGUGGGAUUGUAUUUUGAACUGCAGUUUUUCAAGGUAAAAAGUCUAGGAACUUAGUUUUAUGAAAACAAAAAAGCAUCCUCCAGAAUGUGUGCAGAUUAUUGUGUUUAAGCUAGUGCUACACAGCUGUCCCUUUCGAUUUGCUUCAGAGUUUUGCUGAAAAACACACCUUAGCUCUUGAAAAUUUUUACCUCACAUUAAGGCACUAGCACACCACUGCUAUUUGUGUGUAUGAAGGCCUUUCUGUGGUGAAGAAAAGGAGAAAAGUUAGAUUUUAAAUGGAAACAUUUAUUGUAGUCUUAAUUCCAGAAUGACUGUCCCUUUUUCAUAAUUUCUUUCUCAAACCAUCGGAUCCAUGUUUCUUUUUCAUAAGUGGACAUUUAUCAACGUGACAUUAAACUGUCAUUAAUUGUUUCGCCUUGGAUGCUCUGAAGGAAUGAACAGAUCAUUGUGUGUAACCGAAACUAUUCCAUAUAAGUCCUUAUAGCACACUAGUCACAGUAUAUUUGAAUGCCCUCCAGUAGUGUGCUAAGCAACGUGACUAACAUCUGUUGUUUGUUCUUUCUCCUCUCCACAAGGGACAUGUCUGUGCACUGAAGUGCAUUCUUUUUAAAAGGGUAUUUUGUUUUUUUUUACCCGCACCUGUGUAUUGCUGUGUGUUUCUAGUGGAUAGGGAUAGGUCAUGGAGUGGAAGGUGGGGAGGUUGGAAGUGGUUUGUAGUUCCCAAGCAUAUUUCCUCUGUAGUUUGAGCUGGGCACUGAGGAAGCACCGUAUUUUCACAGACAAGAUUUUUUGUUGAUCCAUGGACUGGCACAGAAGCAUGACAUCCAGUUCAGCUGCCAAAUAGCAUGAUCUUAUGGUGCACAGACCAUUUCUGUUGUGAACCUUGUACUCCCCCAGAAGCAGGAUGGGGAAGGGCCAACCAGAAGGAAAGUGUACUCACUGUGAAAUAGGUGUCUCGGACCAAAACAUUAGUUUCUUUUUCUGCCAUCUCUGUACAGAACUUAAAAUGACUCAGAUGCCCCAAGCAAUAGUAAACUUGCCUGUGUGCUGCCUCUAACCAAUGA
Messenger RNA from Calidris pugnax (ruff), 3877 nucleotides. It is a transcript of the gene TEX55, whose product is annotated as chromosome unknown open reading frame, human C3orf30. Bases 149 to 505 code for a protein of 118 amino acids. The record is from RefSeq and is a predicted model, not a curated record. The transcript has 3 exons. Lineage: Eukaryota; Metazoa; Chordata; Aves; Charadriiformes; Scolopacidae.